Molecule: messenger RNA, 1251 nt
Organism: Didymodactylos carnosus
Lineage: Eukaryota; Metazoa; Rotifera; Eurotatoria; Philodinida; Philodinidae
Source: the annotation of a GenBank genome assembly
AUGGAUGAUCAAUUAUUAACGAACGAUGCUUAUCUUAUCUACGUCGUUAUUGGAUUUAUCGUCAUUAUUUCUAUAUUUGGUCUAAUUGUUAUAUUAAUCACCACCUUUUGCUGUUGUUGCUGUCAUUCGUAUUGUUGCGGUAAGGAAAGACGUUCAUCAUAUAAACUUGAUAGACAAAAACCGAAUAAAACCAGUGGAAAAAAAUCAAAAACGUUUGCUCGAGUUCCACGAUAUCCAAGUGAUGUAGAUUUUUCACAAUUAUACGAUACGGGUCCACAUUUAAUUAAUACAAAAGCAUCUCACAUGGACACGAGUUGUACAACAAUUGAUACUGUUGUUUAUCCCAUCUCACCGUGUAGCUCAUUUCGUUCAUUUGCCAAUUCCAAUGUAAACCUUGCAACAGAAACAACCUAUAAAAUGGCUAAAUCAUCAACAACUAUCACUACUACACCAGAUAUUGCUCAAUCUGAAGGUAAAAACCAAAACAAUUUAGAUAAGUCAAUAGAAGAAUCAAUGUCUACAUGUCUUGAUACAUGUGAAGAAAGUAUAAGUAACGCAUUGGAAACAAAUCCUAAUCAGAUAAAACCAAUUCCAACUGAAGAUUGUAUCGUGACAGAUGAAACAGUAUCAACUUGUACAACCAACAACACUUUGCCCACAUCUUCUGAAAAUAAUCAAGUUGUUGAUUUUAGUCAACAUCGACAGUUGAAUCGACCAUUUUCUUAUACAAAAAACACUGAUCAAUCCUCUAUUCCGCAUCAGUUUACUCAGCCGUUACAACAACAACAACAACGACAAAUGUGUAUAUCUGAUAAACGGAAAUCUAACCAUAAUGAUUAUAGACACAGUCGAGUAAAGUUAAAAUCAAAAAAAUUCGAAGAAACGACGAAUAAUAUUUAUGAAACUGUUGGAGAUCAUACAGUGUUAAAAAGACACCAUCACCCAUUGUAUCUUAACGAACAACAAUCACAACCAAUCUAUGAAACAGACUGGACACAAAAUUUACGGCGAUUAAUGCGUACAAUGAAACAUUCUCAACAACAGCGAACAUAUUUAUCGAUUAUAGAAUUACCUCAUGAACACUACACACAUAUGAUGAGUCAACCGAAUUUAUACGACAUGAAACCCUUAUCACCACAUUAUUUUAUUCAUAAUCCCUACAAAGUUCUUAGCAAUAAUACAACAACAGAAUCAGUAAGACGUUCAAAUAUCUUAAAACGUCUAAGAGAUGAUUCAGCUUUUUUAUAUUGA